Anastrepha ludens (Mexican fruit fly) is the source of this 3912-nucleotide messenger RNA. RefSeq names its product J domain-containing protein DDB_G0295729 (gene Hmg-2). Gene Ontology annotation, biological process: regulation of gene expression. Gene Ontology annotation, cellular component: nucleus. The transcript has 4 exons. The record is from RefSeq and is a predicted model, not a curated record. The coding region runs from base 333 to 1940 and encodes 535 amino acids. NCBI's taxonomy places the organism in Eukaryota, Metazoa, Arthropoda, Insecta, Diptera, Tephritidae.
CAGGUGGACCGAGAAAAUUACAGGGUUGUAUUGAGCAGUAGUUAUCCCUAUUUGGGAUUUGCGCUACAUAUAAAACGUGCGUUGUAGCAAACCAGCUCAGCAUGCUACUUUCUGUGAAGGCCUUGUUAAACAUACCCAGCACAGCGGCCUUUUCAUAUGUUGAGCAAAAUUCGUGUGAUAAUGUACGUUAGUUGUGAGUUCCGCAAUCAAAUAAUAUUUUGUGUUGUGAAUAGCAGAUGAAUAAUAAAACGGCAAGAAUAACAGUAUAGAUAAACUAAAAAGCCUGUUAUCAAGUGGUAUUUUUUUAUAACUAAUUUCGUAUAUAAACCAGAAUGGAAAUUGUUGAGUCAAAGGUAGAGUCCAACAAAAAACAGAUGAACGAAUCGUUAACAGCGCCGACGCUGUCCGUAGAGAACAGCGGCAAUAGUAACGUGACUAGUAGUAGUAAUUCUGUUAAAUGUGUUGCUGCUGCUGUGGCUUCAACAGCGGAAACAAGAACAAAGGAUAAUACAACAACAACAGCUGUAACAGUCGCAAAUACUAACUCAACUGAUUCAAUUGCUAUCGAGGAUAUGGAUAUCAAGAUGCAAGAAAAGCCAACGAAAAGCACAGCCACUACGGAAUUCGCCAAAGCUGAUGAGCUGAAAUGCCAACAACAGUCUGCCAAAUUAACAUCUGCUAAUACUGCUGCAACAACAGUUAUACAGAUCGAUGAUGAUAUCCCCAUUAUAUCGCUAUCGGAUGGAGAAGAUGCAGUGGGUCAGCAUACACCGUCAGCGAUACAAAAACCUAGCCGCAAACGAAAUAGCGCAGGUGCUGCCACAAUUGAUGAUGAACAAAAAUUUCGUUUAAAAAGGCGCAAGAUUAAAGUGGCCGGUGCGCCAAAGAUGCCACUCACGGGUUAUGUUCGUUACAUGAAUGAUCGACGUGAGAUACUACGUAAGGAACUGCCCACCAAAACAGCGAUUGAGCAUACAAAAAUUAUCGGUGAAGAAUGGCAGAAGUUGGGAGAGGACAAAAAAGCGCCCUAUAAGAAAGCAGCUGAGCUGGAUAAGCAACGCUAUCUCGCCGAAUUGGACACAUUCCUUAAAGAGCGGCCCGAUGUGUUGGCCUGCGAGCUGGCCAAGGAUAAACAAAAAAGCAAAAGUCCCGGCGAAGCUGGAAAACCGGUGUUGAAGGAGAAAUCACAAUCGAUUGGAAACAUCAAAUCACCGAAUAAGGAGCCAAAUGCCACCACAGCCGUCAGCAAAGAUAAAACACGCCACAGCUCGGAAAAGGAUAACUCGCCGACUCCAGCUGCAACAACCGUGGACAAUAAGCCGAGACGUAAGCGCACACCAACACCACCCAAGACAGGCGGCAAACAUAGUAGCAAUAACAACAACAACACCGCUUACGCUAACACAAACAACAACAACAGUAACAACCACAAUUCCACCUCCAGCAGUAAUCACAAUAGCCACUCAACAACAACUGCAACAACAAGCGCUAAUUCUGCAGCAUCACUCUUAGCCGCAACAGCCGCAACACCCGGCGAAAUUCCAAUUUUCACUAAUGAGUUUCUGGAACACAAUAAAGUUUUCGAUAUGGAAUUGCGUACGCUACGCAAAUCCAAAACAGAUGUGGAGCAACAGAAUGCUGUGCUGGAGAAACAUGUGGAGAAUAUGAAAUUUGGUGUGGAGAAAAUGACCAACGAAAAUGACGAGCUAGCGGAGAAGAAUCGUUUGCUCGAAUUGUAUUUGGAUAAGUUCAAGGCGAAGUUGGCGCAUGCGUUGUCCAGCUUGUCCAUACCUACGCAGCCGAAUGGCGCAACAAUGGACAAUAUCGAGAAAUAUAUGGCUGAUUUGUACAAGAUGGCAACGACAAACACACAUGGACCGGCUAGCCUCAAUAAGGCUAAAGAUAUUAUACGGAAAUUAGAUUUACAGAUUAAUUUGUAAAUGAGAAUAGUUAGUUUUGAGGGGAGAGUUUUGUGUGGGAGAGUUUUCUGAGCGAGUGAGAUUUAGUAAUUCUAAAAGUUAUUUCCAUUUAGUUUAAUGCAUUUGUUAGUUAUGCCGUGUUUCGUUCCCUCGAUAGUCGGGGUCUACGUUACCGGAACAAUCCAAAUUAAUUUAAGUAGGUCUGUAUGUAUAUCCGGCCAGGCAUUGUUUUUUCAGCAGCACUCCCUAGACAUUUAUGGGGGAAUUGAUUGCGCUGUUAGAACAAAAACAACAACCUAGUUUUGUGUGCAUCAAAAUCUCAUUUAUCAAAUGUGUUUUGGGGACAUUACAACAACAUAAAUGGUAAACUACUUUGCAGUUUAGUCGAUACAGACUAAGAAAGAGUAAGAAAGCAGACAAUACGAGUGUCGUUUGAAAAGUACAUGCAAAACAUAAGAACUGCUUAAUUUUUUUGGGGUAAUCCUUUUUUUUCGACUUAGUCUUCUUUUAGACUUUUACACUCCAUCCAACGCUUUUCUAGUUUGUUGAUCGCUACCGAAUUAUAGAAUUUGUGCAAGUCUGAAAAACAGCCGUUCGUUUGUGCCACCUCGUUUGAAUAAAAUCUUUUUCCCGCUUGCCAUUGCUUCGAAUUGGGGAACAAAUAGUAGUCCGAGCGAGCCGAGUCUGGAGAAUAGGUGGGAUGUGAAACGAGUUGGAGCCUAAUUUCCAUUAAUUAUGCGACCACCACAACUGGUUAGGCAUGAAAUUCCACACACGAAAUUCUUGGGUUUCAUAUUCACAUUCAUUUUUGGGUUUUUUUUUUUGAAAAUCACUCGACUUUCUCGAUUCAAACGAAUGCCAAACACAAAGAAAUAGACCGAUUUGGCUGAAACUUGGUGUGUGUUCUGCCAAGAGAUGCUACUUACUAAAAACAACCUCGAUAUGCGUCAGUAGUGGCAACUCACUGAUUACGCACGGACUUUUCAAAGGACUUUCGGAAUGAAUUUCCGAAAGAAAUAUUGUUGUUGUUGUACAGUAUAGAAUAUUUCCUAAAAUUCUUUAGAGGAUGCUGCUAAAGUGAUGAUAUUUGGGCGGCUAUAAAUAUAUUCGAAUCUAAAAUUAAAUUAUUGUGUGAAAGUACCAAAACAAAAAAAAAAUCGAGUUUAUGAACUGUUUGAAGUGGAAAUCGAAAAAAUUAAGCAGUAGAGCAGUUUGGCUCAAAAAAUUACCUAAACUUAUUUUAAAUUUCUUGUUCAAUAAUCUAUGAUUGCGUGGGCGUAGGAAAUGAAUAGAAAAGCUGAUUAUGAGCGAUGGAAUUUAAAAGGUCCACCAGAGAUGCACCGCGAAAUUGUUGUAAAAACGCAAAAACAUUUUGUUUUUUUCAUCUAUUGAUAAAAUCAACGUUAAUGUGCAUCGCUGCGCUAAGCAACAAGCAACGCUUAGUUUAGAAGUUUAAGUUGUGCAGGUUUGGUUAAGAUUUUUUUUUAAGGUUACGUUCGUCUCAUUUUUAAAUUCCUACUAAGUAUUUUUGCUCCUUAUUGAUAUUAGUAUUUCUAUAUUUAUGGGUUUUAUUUGGUAUUAUUAUGUUUGUAGUCUAAAUGAAGCAUUUAUUUCUAGUGUGACUAAAUUAAAAAAAAAAAAAAAAAAUCUUUAACAAAUCAAAAUCAACACUCUAAAUCAUAUCAGAGUUUGUACAUAAAAAUAAAUAAAUAAAUAAAAUUGGUAUUUUCGUAAAAUUAAGGCUUCUUAAAAAUUGAAUAAUAAUUUUUAGCAACAAAAGCUACCGUUUACGAAUAAUAUCAAAUAAUUAUUGACUAAUUGUGUGAAUUAGUGUGUGAUUGUCCAAAGAAUAUGUAAGCGAAAAAUAUUUAGAGGUAUUUCAAAAGUAUUGCAGUCGUUGCGUUUCCAUGUAAGCUGAUUUUAUGUGCAAAAUGGCCACUAGUUGAUGGCCAGACAAGCUUUUACAUUUAAUUUUUUUUAAGUUUGCAUUAAA